UAUGGAUCUAUAAACGUCUCACAGUCUAAUUCAACCAAUGCAACUGAUGCGUUGAUCAAAGUACAAUAUAAUUCAUUAGCAAAUGAUAAAAUUCAAAUCACACAAGAAACAUAUGGAAAUUCUUAUGCUAUAAAAAUUGUACAAGUAAACUCAAUCACUAUGUUUGGUCUUAGUAUACCACCUAGAUGUAUAGUAGCGAAUAUUGACAUCACUCUACCAUUAAUCAUGGAUCCUAAUACUAAUGAAACAACAUUUCAUACGGAUGAUUUUGAUAUAACGUUUGCAGAGAAUGCUAACAAGUAUAACCAAUCACUAACGAUUAAUAAUGAAGAUUCUAAGAUUCAAUUUAAUAAUUUAUCCGCCAAAUCAUUAGUUAUUAAUUCUAAUGCUGGUUAUGUAAAUGGAACAAUCACAGGCAUCGAAAAUAAUUUUAGUGUCAUUGCGGAUGAUGCUGAUUUAAAUCUAAGUGUUGGAAUUGCUGAUAAUGCAAAGUCUGCUAUGGUUGAUAUUGUAAAUGAUGUGGCAAAUGAUAAAAUUCAAAUCACACAAGAAACAUAUGGAAAUUCUUAUGCUAUAAAAAUUGUACAAGUAAACUCAAUCACUAUGUUUGGUCUUAGUAUACCACCUAGAUGUAUAGUAGCGAAUAUUGACAUCACUCUACCAUUAAUCAUGGAUCCUAAUACUAAUGAAACAACAUUUCAUACGGAUGAUUUUGAUAUAACGUUUGCAGAGAAUGCUAACAAGUAUAACCAAUCACUAACGAUUAAUAAUGAAGAUUCUAAGAUUCAAUUUAAUAAUUUAUCCGCCAAAUCAUUAGUUAUUAAUUCUAAUGCUGGUUAUGUAAAUGGAACAAUCACAGGCAUCGAAAAUAAUUUUAGUGUCAUUGCGGAUGAUGCUGAUUUAAAUCUAAGUGUUGGAAUUGCUGAUAAUGCAAAGUCUGCUAUGGUUGAUAUUGUAAAUGAUGUGGGUAUAAUUUCAACAAAUUAUCCACAAGAAGUUAAAAUAAGUGACAAUGAACAUAAAGCCAAUGACAUCAACACAUCCAAUAAUAGAUUUACAAAUGGUAGUUUAACAAUUAAAAAUAUUAGUGGCAAGGAAACUGUUGAAGAAAAAGACGUUCUAUACAAUCCAUCUACUACCGAAACUAUGGAUAAUGAUGGUGAUGACGGGUCUGAUUGUAGUAAAUCAAAGGAAAAUAAAAUUUGUGCUUUUCAUGUACAUCAGCCAAUAUGGAAUGAAAUGUGUCGAGGAGAAUCAUUGAAUAACAAUCAUCCUGAACUAAACACUUGUCCCUUUUUCAAUUUUACUUUUUGUGUAAUCUUUAAUACCAUAACUGAAUUUCCUAUCAAUAUACCCGCUGUACCAAGAUGUUAUUGCGGCAAACCAAUAGUUUUGAGAAGAAUUAUUAGACGGCAUAAUAAGGGAAAAUGGUUUAUGUCAUGUGCAAGUUAUCAGAUACCAGGAGCAAGACCAAAAUGUGCAUGGUUUGAAUGGGCUAAUAAAGUAUUGUAUGAUAAAAAAGAUCAAUCAAAUAUCAGCAUUAGUGAAGAAGAAAAGGAUCAUGACGAUAAAGAUGUUACUAGACAUUUUCAGGAAAUAAAAGAUAUUCAAAUCAACAAUCAUGAUGACAUUGAUUUCUUUAACACAUAA
This is a messenger RNA of Entrophospora sp. SA101, 1650 nucleotides long. NCBI's taxonomy places the organism in Eukaryota, Fungi, Glomeromycota, Glomeromycetes, Entrophosporales, Entrophosporaceae. The record is from the annotation of a GenBank genome assembly.